GCAUACAGGCGACACUCGAGAAAGCUGCUCUCCCAAGGUCGUCAAUUGCGAGUCACUUAGUGCACACAUUACAGGAGAAAAGCAGACUCACGCAAAAAUGGGCAAGACACUCCUUGGUGAAGUGCUCUCGGGGUACAUCAUAGACGUACCAAAUCUUGUGGAAGAGAAGUUAUCGGACAAGGUGCUUGGCCGCGGACUGGGGAGAUGGGUCUACGGAGCCGGCUCCGAAAAGGCGAAAAGUUUUACAACGAAAGUGUCGAAUAUGGUCUCAUAUUUGAAGGAGAAAUCGAUAUUGGGGAAGAUAGGGAGCUAUUCACGGCCCGAGAAACAAUGGGUCCCAUGGCGGGCGACAAAACGAGCACUGCUUGAAGAGCAAUCAAAGAAGCUACAGAAGAAAGAAGAGGAAGAACAAACGCAAGAGAAACCGCAGGCUGAGCAGCCUAUGCAUCCUAAACAAGAACACCCAUCCGCGAGCGAAACGAACGUGAAGAAAACGGCUCGCGAGGAUGACAAGCGACUAUCUGAACUGUCGGAUGAGGAAAACACCGCGAAUUUCCUCAAUGCUAUCGGGGACAAUAUUCGAGAAAUGCAUAACAUCGACAGACUCGCGUUUGAUGACCGUGUUUUCUCAGCACGCUUCCGCCAUUGCUCCCCUGCUGAUGCUGCCGUCGACUGCAUUCGCAAGCCGGACUUGGUCGUACUUGAACGCUGGGCUGCCGAUGCACCUGAUGCGAUGUGGCGCGAUAUUAAGGCUCUUCUCGAGAUCAAGCGCUUGGGUUCAGAGGCAGCCCAAAAGGAUGCAUAUCGAGAAUUACUGAAUUGUGUCAGGAUGGUCUUUGCCGCCCAGGUAGACCGUCGUUUUGUGAUGGGAGCGACGGUUUGCGAAAAUAUCAUGACAUUCUACAUCUUUGAUCGUAGCGGUUGUCUGGUCUCGGAGACGUUCGAUAUGAACGAGAACGUUGAACAAGUGGUACGAGUCGUGUGUGGGAUGCUGUUCGUGGACGAGAUCAGAUUAGGAUAUGAUCCAACUAUCUCCAGGGACAAGGAUGGACGGAUUGUGGUGAAGUUCAAGGGCGUGAAGUACACAUGUGCUGAGGACCCGCUGUAUGUUGAGAAGUCCGUACGGGGACGCGGGACUGGAUGUUUCGAAACUCUUUAUCUUGGGGAACCAGCUGUGAUCAAGGAUGCGUGGGUGGACGACUCCCGGAGUCGUCUUGAGCACGACAUUCUUGAGAUUGUGAAGGAUGUUGAGGGCGUGGUGAAGGUGGUGGACCAUGAGAUUGUGCAGGUACCGAAUGAUGAUGACGAGUGGCAGAAUGACACGACAUCCAGCAAUAGAAAGACGCUGAUUGAGCACGAUCAUUGGAAAACAGAUGCGAAGUGGACUGGGUUCGACUUGGUUGAGACUCGGACGCAUCGCCGGAUUAUCUUACAGCCGUGUGGUGGGCCGCUCGAAGGAUUUGCGAAUCUGCGAGAAUUGCUAGUUGCAAUCAAGGAUGUCGUCAAGUGUGGGUUGUUCAUCUCCUCUUGGUUUUUCUUUUGUUGCUGACUGUCAGCCAAUAUGUAUAGGCGUCCAGGAUAUUCUGAAGAAGGGUGUUCUACACCGAGACAUUAGUAUGCGGAACAUCAUUCUUGCGAAGGCGGAUCCUAAAGAUCCAAAAUCUCGGAUACGCGCUUAUCUUAUUGACUUCGACUACGCGUUAGUUCUGAAGGAUCAGGAGCAAGGCGUUGCUAAGGGCGCUCGAACGGUGAGCCUCACUCAUUUCCUUUAUCUCUCUUUUCCUCAGUGUCAACCAUGCACCUUACAGGGUACAUUGCCGUUCAUGGCACUUGAAAUGUUAACGGAUGGGACAUCGAAUGAUGUUCCCCAUGCAUAUUAUCAUGAUCUUGAGUCGAUAUUCUAUACUCUGUGUUGGAUUUGCACGUUUCAGGAGGGCCCUAAUAACACCGAGCGUGAUCCCCGAACGUUCGACUUCAGCAAAUCUGAAGUUGCGAAAUGGACUGGAGCGGGUAUGGAGAAUCCGAAACUCGACGACAUCCGAAGGUGCAAGGCAGAGGCGGUCAAGAUCGGAAACGAGUUUAUCGAAAAAGUGGUAACUCAAUUUGCGCCGUACUUCGAGCCCAUCAAGGAUUGCGUUAUCAACUUGCGCGAUGUGAUGGUUAACGUAAGCUCGAAGCCGAAAGACCCCCGUGCCGUGGAAAGAACCAAUAAACACAUUGCUACCGUGGACUCAUGCAAACAAGCCGGCACGCCUAUCUCUCCAGACAUGUUAAUGUUUAUUCCUAGCUCCUUACGAGAACCCUGCGAUGUAUUCGAUACAAUCUACAAAAUCAUCGAAGGGACUCUUGACACUCUGGUCGAGCCACCACUGCCGCCAGCUUGCACUCCAGAAGCAAAGGCCAAAGCGAAGGCAGAGGAGGAGGCGAGGAAGGAAGCCAAGCAGAUGAAGUUCAGGAAGUACAUGUCGAUCCGUGAGAUGCAAGAAGAGACGGAAGCCAAUCUAAGGGUCAAGGAGAGCGAGGCCACAGAGGAGGCAGAAGAGGUGAAGAGGAAGAAGAGGCAGAUGGACGAGAAAGAGGAGGAGGAGGAAAAGAAAGAGGAGAGGGACGAUCCGGCAUAUCAGUCGUGGGCACGUGCGACGUCUGGUCGCUAUUCUCUUCGGAAGCAAGCUGCAAUGAAUCAAUUGAAUGCACGGAACACCUCAAGCUCAGUACCAGGUCUGACUCACUCGGGUCCUUCGGACUCGGUGUCUGGUACCAGUUCCAGGUCAGUCCCGUCAUCGCCAUCGUUGUCGUCUCCGAACCCAGCCUCGCGGAUUGACCCGCCAUCUUCAAUGGAAUCUAUCGGAUCUAAGCGCCCUUUCGAUGAUGACGAUGAGAAAUCCCGGCAUAGGGCCCGGAUGCGCAAGGAGGAGGAGAAACAACAGCAGUUACCUCAGCCAAAAGGACCAUACACCCAACACCCUUUUGGUGACAGUUCUAUGCCUUCGUCGGUUGAAUCGACUCGGUCCAAGCGGUCAUCGGCUGAAAGUUUGGAUGACGAUUCGGUUACGAACGAUUCUCAGAAACGAAUGCGGCUUGAGAAACUCUGAGGCUACUGCUGUCGAGUGUCGCUGGGCUGCUACUGUAUUUUUUAUUUUUAUUUUUUUGGUUUUGUUGUGACACUUUGGUUUACAUCCUUUUGUUUACCUGUUUUACUUUUGGGAUGGAUCUUCAUACACAAUUGCAUCAUUAUACUCCUACCUACAGUUGAAUCUGCGUUUUCUUCACUUUUGCAUUGCUUUUAGUAGUUAUAUCAUUUUAUUUGUUGCUUG
Molecule: messenger RNA, 3314 nt
Organism: Fomitiporia mediterranea MF3/22
Lineage: Eukaryota; Fungi; Basidiomycota; Agaricomycetes; Hymenochaetales; Hymenochaetaceae
Exons: 1
Coding region: 98-1549 (483 amino acids)
Source: RefSeq, a predicted model, not a curated record